Messenger RNA from Zingiber officinale, 1794 nucleotides. RefSeq lists its product as uncharacterized. Lineage: Eukaryota; Viridiplantae; Streptophyta; Magnoliopsida; Zingiberales; Zingiberaceae. The transcript has 2 exons. The record is from RefSeq and is a predicted model, not a curated record. Bases 102 to 1472 code for a protein of 456 amino acids.
CUGUCUCAGUUCUUCUUCUUCUUCAUUUCGACCAACUAAACAACAACUGCGUUCGAUAAAUCAAAUCAACGCACAAGCUCCGCUACCUCGCCAUCGCCGCCAUGGACCCAUGCCCCUUUGUCCGGGUCCUGGUCGGCAACCUCGCUCUCAGGAUCCCCUUCGCUGCCCCUCCCGCUGGCGGAGGCGUCCACAAUUCCUCCUUUCCUUGCUUCGCCAAGAUCCGCCUCGACAAGUCCCCCCACCAGAACGCCGCCGUCCCUCUCGUCACCCCAGAGGAUCUCUCCGCCGCCGCGCCAUCCCCCUCCCUCUCCGCUCGCUUCAACCUCUCGCAGGUCGACCUCGACCGCAUCUCUGGCAAAUCCUCGGUCUUCGCCGCAGCUAGGGGACGCGCGAGGCUGAAGGUCGCGGUUUACACCGGACGCCAGGGUGCGACGUGCGGAGUCACCUCCGGACGGCUCCUCGGAGAGAUCACGGUGACACUGGACCUGAAGGGCGUGAUCGCGGAGGGCGGCGGCGGCAGGGCCGUUGUGUUCCACAGCGGAUGGGUAGAGUUGGGGGCGAAGAAGAAGAAGAAAGUCUCCUCAUCGUUGCCGCAGCUGUAUCUCACGGUGAGGGCGGAGCCGGAUCCGCGGUUCGUGUUUGAGUUCGACGGGGAGCCGGAAUGCAGCCCCCAGGUGUUCCAGGUGCAGGGGCAAAUGAGACAGCCCGUCUUCACUUGCAAGUUCUGCUGCCGCAGUGCCGGCGACCGCAAUUUGAGCCUCAGUUCGAUGCAUCACGAACCAGGGAGCUCUAGAAAUUGGCUUUCGUCGUUCGGAUCUGAGAGGGAGAGGACGGGGAAGGAGAGGAAAGGGUGGUCGGUAACAGUUCAUGACCUUUCCGGUUCCCCCGUGGCCCUCGCCUCCAUGGUGACCCCCUUCGUCGCCUCCACAGGCACUGACAGGGUCAGCCGAUCCAACCCCGGCGCAUGGCUCGUGCUCCGGCCUGGCGAUGGCACUUGGAAGCCCUGGGGGCGCCUCGAGGCCUGGCGUGAGCGCGACGGAGGCCUUGGCUACCGCUUCGAGCUCCUCGCCGACGCCGCCAUGGGCGCUGGCAUCAACCUCGCCGAGUCUACCCUGAGCUCCGCCAAGGGUGGAACGUUCACCAUCGACCUCACCGGCGCUGCCGGCUCGCCUCUAAGCAGGUCCCUCAGCCGAUCGACCUCUCCGGGUUGCAGUCCUAGAGGCAGCGGCGACUUCGGCUACUCUCUGUGGCCCUUCUCCAGCUACCGCGGCUUCGUGAUGUCCUCGACAGUUGCCGGGGAGGGGCGCAGCGGCCGCCCCACUGUCGAGGUCGGCGUGCAGCACGUCGGCUGCUCCGAGGACGCCGCCGCCUUCGUGGCACUGGCGGCCGCCGUCGACCUUAGCGUCGACGCCUGCCGUCUCUUCAGCCACAAGCUCAGGAAGGAGCUCAUCGCGCCGGACUCGCUGCGUUGACUGCAAUCCAUCGAUCCAACCAAAUUCUCAGCUGUUUGCCUCUUGUAUAGAACUGUUUCUUUAGGCAAAAUUCUCCAUUUUUACUUCAAUCGCGUGUGCUAUGCUUGUUAAUAUACUUUGAACAGUCUUCUAGUUAUAUUUUUACUACGCUAGAAGCACAAAACAAACGACCACAGAAAAAACCAUAAAUGUGUUCAAUGUAGUAGUUUGUAACUCGUAGUGUGUUGCGAUGCUUGUGUGAACUUUUGUUGAGUGCUCUGAGAAAGAACAAUGAUUACAGUUGAAUGAAGAUGAAAGUGAUUAUGGAGCUCUUGAUAUUUAA